AUGUCUGUAAAACCUCCUAAAGUAUAAAUGAAUGUUUCUAAAUAAGAGCUGUAUUAUAUUUCUAGAAAUCUAUUUAGAAGAAAUAAAUCACUCUUAGAUGAUAAUAGCGAUAAAGAUUAUGUUUUUACUUCCCCUAAGAACAAAAGAAAAUCUGCUAUUCUUCCAAAUCGCCCUUUUACUUCUUAAUCAUGUAGUCCCAUAAAACCUAAGUAUAUGAGAGAUAUGGAGUAGAAAAAUUAAGAAAAUUUUGAAAAAUUUUUCAACACUUCAGCCAAUAAAAUUAAUUAGUAGUGUGAAGACGAAUUUGCUAAAUCUAGAGAGAGGUUUCUUUAUUCAAGAGAGAGAAGUACUACAGCCAAUACAUCAUUUAACCUUUCUUAAUAUAUCUAAUCCUCUCCGUUUAGGCGUUAGCAAAGCGGAUUAUAAGAAUCUUUCUCUCCUAAAGGAAAUAUUUUAAACAAAUCUAUUCUAAAACUGUCUAAUGAUUAAAUUGUUAUACCAGAUGAUUAUCAUAACUUAUAAAGCAACCUUAAAUAAAGCAAUAGCGUGAUUAAUUCAACUAAUUUUAAUAAUAGUUAUAACCCAUAAUACUAUAAGAGGUUUUCUACAGGAAGAAAUUCAUUUGUCGAUGAUAAAAAUAAUUAAAAUGCAUAAACUGUAGACUAAUAAUUACAAGAAGAACAACAAAAAAUGAUGAUGCAAUAAGUCUUUGCUUAAAUUGAACAAUAAAAUGCAGAUGAAUAAUGGAAAAAUGUUAAGUAUCGUGCACCUCGCUAUACUUUCUAUAAAAAUUCCCCUAGAAAAACAAUUAUAGGACCAUAAAGUAACUCAUUGUUAGAUAAUGAAAAAAGGUUUAACAACUUCUAUUUAGAAAAACCAGAUAUUAAUCAUACUAUUGAUAUGAAAAGCUUAUCUGGAAGAGAUUAUAAAGUUUUUAAGUAAUUUAAACUUCAUGAUUUAGUUUACCCUGCAAGUAAUAAAUAGUAUGAAAAAGUUAUUUAUGAUAACAAAACAUUAAAAUGCUAGUUUGAUCUCCAAAAAUAGGACUCAAAUGAUGGAGUUAUUGGCAGAGAAUUUUAUCAAAAGCAGCAUAAAGAUGAUAUUCCUGCUACAGACUUAAAUUGUGAUAUGGUUAUCAAAGCUCACAAUGAUUUAUUGCCAUUUAAAAAAAAUAGAAUUCCAUAAUUUGACAAAAUAUCUGCAAGAGAAAGAUAAUCUUCAUCUCCAUAUAGAAUUCUUACAUAAAUUGAAAACCCAUAUCUUCAUGAAAAGAGAUAAUUUUCACAAAAAAGAAUUAAAAUAUAAAAAUGCAAAGAUUGA
Molecule: messenger RNA, 1320 nt
Organism: Tetrahymena thermophila SB210
Lineage: Eukaryota; Ciliophora; Oligohymenophorea; Hymenostomatida; Tetrahymenidae
Exons: 1
Source: RefSeq, a predicted model, not a curated record